AUGCACAUCUCACCGAAACUGGAUCAGAUCUACGACAGUCGUGUCACCACGUUCGUCACCUUGCAACCUCGGCGGCCAAUAGGUCUGAUACAGGUCGUCUACGUCCAACAGGAUACUACGUUCGGGUGCAGCUGGCUUGCAGGUGGCUUGCAUAAUGAUACGAAGACGACCACACCGGCACCGACUGGGACGUCAUGUGCGGGGACUAUUCUGCAGGCAAAUAGGCAGAAACGUAGAGCCUUGAUGGCGACGAAGACCAUGAUCACUCACGUUGUUUCGAAGACAAUGGAUCAAUCACAGGAGUUCUCUCAACCUAUCCUCUCAUCAGUUUGGUUUCUUCAACCGCUCAAGCUGUACGAGUCGGUCAAGCCAUACUGCUUGGCUUUCACACCCGACCAGCAGAUUCCUCGCGAAAAUAUUCAGCGGCAAGAAGUUCCUAUCCGUAUAUCGGAUAUGCGGAACUCUGAUACAGACUUUGAUCUUGAGAGCAAUGGCUUCACGUUGUUGACACUUCCAGGGAACGAGCAGGACUUGGACUGGGAAAAUGUCGAAGACGUGAGGAAUAUACAUUACCCGGAAGUAGUCUCAGCGGUCGAGUCUGCCAUCUCUGGUGCUUCCUGUAGAGUCCUACGCCACCAAAUCCGAAAACGAGAUGUUUACUUCCCAAAGUCAACUGGAAGCGAUUAUUCUCAUGGGCAACCUUUGAGAGCAGCUCAUGUCGACAUGGUUCAAUCAUCAGCCGAGCAGAUGAUCCAGGAGCAGCUGGGUCAGGAAGCGAAAAGGAUUCUUGGAAGGAGAUACAUGGUGGCAAAGUAA
Molecule: messenger RNA, 816 nt
Organism: Diaporthe amygdali
Lineage: Eukaryota; Fungi; Ascomycota; Sordariomycetes; Diaporthales; Diaporthaceae
Product: methyltransferase like protein
Exons: 4
Coding region: 1-816 (271 amino acids)
Molecular function (GO): oxidoreductase activity
Source: RefSeq, a predicted model, not a curated record